Messenger RNA from Aspergillus tanneri, 345 nucleotides. RefSeq names its product cyclin-dependent protein kinase regulatory subunit CKS1 (gene CKS1). Gene Ontology annotation, cellular component: cyclin-dependent protein kinase holoenzyme complex; SCF ubiquitin ligase complex. Lineage: Eukaryota; Fungi; Ascomycota; Eurotiomycetes; Eurotiales; Aspergillaceae. The transcript has 4 exons. Gene Ontology annotation, biological process: regulation of mitotic cell cycle. The coding region runs from base 1 to 345 and encodes 114 amino acids. Gene Ontology annotation, molecular function: histone binding; ubiquitin binding; cyclin-dependent protein serine/threonine kinase activator activity. The record is from RefSeq and is a predicted model, not a curated record.
AUGGAUAUCAAUCUGGAUAGGAGGAAUAAGAAGCCCCGCCCUCUACUAGAGUCCGAACGAGAGCGACUUGAAGAGUUCAUUGAUUCUAUCCACUAUUCUGCGAGGUAUUCAGAUGAUCAAUUCGAAUAUCGCCAUGUCCAAUUACCAAAGAACAUGCUCAAAAAAAUCCCGGCCGACUACUUCGAUAGCUCAAAAGGGACAUUGAAGUUGCUUUGGGAGGACGAGUGGCGAGCCCUUGGUAUUACACAGAGUUUGGGCUGGGAGCAUUAUGAGGUCCAUGAGCCAGAGCCGCAUAUCCUUUUGUUUAAGCGCCCUCUGAACUACCAACCUCCAGUGUCACAAUAA